Molecule: messenger RNA, 5787 nt
Organism: Ictidomys tridecemlineatus (thirteen-lined ground squirrel)
Lineage: Eukaryota; Metazoa; Chordata; Mammalia; Rodentia; Sciuridae
Gene: Il1rapl2
Product: interleukin 1 receptor accessory protein like 2
Biological process (GO): signal transduction
Molecular function (GO): interleukin-1, type II, blocking receptor activity
Source: RefSeq, a predicted model, not a curated record
CGGCAGCAACAGAAGCAGCCCUUUUCCAUGACGCGCCAGAGCGGUUCUAAUUCCCACCUCCUCCGGGUUGCAACCAGUCAGCCAGGAGGCAUCAAACUGUUAGCGACGAAGACGCAGAGCUUGGUGACUUUCACUACCCUCCCACCCACUACUCCAGGCAUAUUUCGGAGGCGGCAGCAGAGGUGGCAGGAUGUGAGACCAGCCUGGAGUUCACUUCCCUGGGCGCCGCUCCCUCUUCAGAGCCAGGGCGUGUGGGCUUUUGCGCACUGGCUGAAGGGUUCCCCUGAAAAACUGGAGCAGCAUAGGAGCGAGAGGGACCGGCAGAGUUCACACCUGCCGCCUGCGUUACAGUCAGGGUGAGUUGGUGGGUUUGCUCCCUUCUGGAGCGUGCCUGCUUCCCGAGGGGCACAAAGGCCACAGGCUGAGGCGCCCGCGUCCUGGCGUGCACCGCCUGGCCUAGGCAAGGUGCGGCUGAAAGAAGGCUGCUCCCCAGCAAAGUCGCUCUGAAGGAGGAGGCUGGGAGGCAGGCGUCUUAAGAGUCUAGUCACUUAGCCAGGAGGCUGCACCUGUCAUCCUAACUAAAGGGCUGAAUGAUUUAGGAACCCUCCUUAACCUCUCCCUCUCCAGCUCCUCAAAAAGUCCACAAAGCUCCGCUGAACUCUUGAAGUCAUCCCGGAGCAGAGAGAAGUUUCCUGGCGUCCUGUUUUGCUAGGACUGGGAGUGAAGAAAACGGACGGGGCUGUUCUGUCCGCUACUUGGGGAGACGUAGUCUUCCUCACACCUCUUCCAGCAGCUCUUGUCUUUGGGCAGCCUCUCUGACUGCCCGGGAAGUCUGAGCCCGCCUAUUCAGAAGCCAGCUCGCCAUCUCCUUCUGGAAAUGGAACUACCCGCUUGAGACCUGCUGUACAUUGCUGGUUGAUUUGCAAGACUCAGGCACAACAAAGUGAACAAUGAAGCCACCAUUUCUUUUGGUCCUUGUGGUCUGUUCUGUAUUCAGCACAAAUUUGAAGAUGGUGUCAAAGAGAAAUUCUGUGGAUGGCUGCAUUGACUGGUCAGUGGAUCUCAAGACAUACAUGGCUUUGGCAGGUGAACCAGUUCGAGUGAAAUGUGCCCUUUUCUACAGUUACAUUCGUACCAACUACAGCAUGGCCCAAAGCACUGGGCUCAGGCUUAUGUGGUACAAAAACAAAGGUGAUUUGGAAGAGCCCAUCAUAUUUUCAGAGGUCAGGAUGAGCAAAGAAGAAGAUUCAAUAUGGUUUCACUCAGCUGAGGCACAAGACAGUGGAUUUUACACUUGUGUUUUAAGAAACUCAACAUAUUGUAUGAAGGUGUCAAUGUCCUUGACUGUAGCAGAGAAUGAAUCAGGCCUGUGCUACAAUAGCAGAAUCCGCUAUUUAGAAAAAUCUGAAGUCACUAAAAGAAAGGAGAUCUCCUGUCCAGACAUGGAUGACUUUAAGAAGUCUGAUCAGGAGCCCGAUGUUGUCUGGUACAAGGAAUGCAAGCCAAAAAUGUGGAGAAGUAUAAUAAUACAGAAAGGAAAUGCUCUUCUAAUCCAGGAAGUUCAAGAAGAAGAUGGAGGAAAUUACACAUGUGAACUUAAGUAUGAAGGGAAACUUGUAAGACGAACAACUGAAUUGAAAGUUACAGCUUUACUCACAGACAAGCCUCCCAAGCCAUUGUUCCCCAUGGAGAAUCAGCCAAGUGUUAUAGAUGUCCAGCUGGGUAAGCCUCUGAAUAUCCCUUGCAAAGCAUUCUUUGGAUUCAGUGGAGAAUCUGGGCCAAUGAUCUACUGGAUGAAAGGGGAGAAGUUUAUUGAAGAACUGGCAGGCCACAUUAGAGAAGGAGAAAUAAGACUCCUCAAAGAGCAUCUUGGAGAAAAAGAAGUUGAGUUGGCACUCAUUUUUGAUUCAGUGGUGGAGGCUGACCUGGCUAAUUACACCUGCCAUGUAGAAAACCGAAAUGGACGGAAACACGCCAGCGUUCUUCUGCGUAAAAAGGAUUUAAUCUACAAAAUUGAGCUUGCAGGGGGCUUGGGAGCAAUCUUCCUCCUCUUUAUACUGCUGGUGAUCAUCUACAAAUGCUACAACAUUGAACUGAUGCUCUUCUAUAGACAGCGUUUUGGAGGUGAUGAAACUACUGAUGACAACAAGGAAUAUGAUGCCUAUCUGUCUUACACCAAAGUGGAUCAAGAUACUUUAGAUUGUGACAAUCCUGAAGAAGAGCAGUUUGCUCUUGAAAUACUGCCAGAUGUCCUGGAAAAACAUUAUGGAUACAAACUCUUCAUCCCAGAAAGGGAUCUCAUUCCAAGUGGAACAUACAUUGAAGAUCUCACAAGAUGUGUUGAGCAAAGCAGAAGACUUAUUAUCGUGCUAACUCCAGACUAUAUUCUCAGACGGGGAUGGAGUAUUUUCGAACUGGAAAGCAGACUCCAUAACAUGCUAGUCAGUGGAGAAAUCAAAGUGAUUUUGAUUGAGUGUACAGAGUUGAAAGGGAAGGUGAAUUGCCAGGAAGUGGAAUCCCUAAAGCGAAGCAUCAAACUUCUAUCCCUGAUCAAGUGGAAGGGACCCAAAAGCAGCAAAUUAAAUUCUAAGUUUUGGAAGCAUUUAAUAUAUGAAAUGCCUAUCAAGAAAAAAGAAAUGCUUUCUCGAUGCCAUGUUCUGGACUCUGCAGAACAAGGACUUUUCAGAGAACUACAGCCUAUACCCUCAAUUGCCAUGACCAGUACGUCUGCCACUCUGGCAUCAUCUCAAGCUGAUCUCCCUGAUUUCCACCAUUCAGAUUCAAUGCAAAUGAGGCACUGUUGCAGAGGCUAUAAACAUGAGAUGCCAACCACCACCUUGCCAGUACCUUCCUUAGACAACCACCAUACUUACUGUAACUUGCCGCUGACACUACUCAAUGGACAGUUACCCCUUAAUAACACUCUGAAAGACACCCAGGAAUUUCCUAGAAACAAUACCCUGCUACCUUUAUCAUCCAAAGAACUUAGCUUCACCAGCGAUAUUUGGUAGUGAAAAAUAGGAAAUCCUCCAAACAGCUAUCUGAGCAUACAGAAUUUCUGCUGUACCAAGCAUAAAGUACACCUAAGAACAUUGAGGUGCUGAAAAAGUGAAUAAAAAGGCACAGAAAUCACUUUUAUACUCAAAUAUUUUUGUUUAUAUUUCCUGACUAAUGGGGGGAAGGAAAGACUUGCUUUUGUAGUGUGUCAACUUGUUCCAAUGUAUAGUUUUAAUUUCUUCCUAAAAAAAAUUUUAAAACUUUGUUGUUUUCAAGUAGGUUUUAUUAUUCCACAUGGACUGCAACCUUAUUAGGUGAGCUAUCUCCCCCAUAUUUAUGAAUAUUUCAGCAUUUACAUGGUAUUUGAAAUAAGGAAAACUUAAAGACUAAGUGAAUUUGAAAACUCUGAACUAAGUUUAAGGGGAAAAGAUAACUUUUUAUAGAGUAACUGAAAAAUCAGGAAUUAUAAAGAAAAUUUUGUUGAAUAACUCCAAUUGGAAGACUGUUUGUAAAGGAAGAUCAGUUGAGAAAAAAAAAACAACAUGAUUGAAACAUGUAAAACUUUUCCAACAUCACGGACAACUUCUGUAGACUAAAUCAACACCUUAUAAUAACAGCUUUUAGUUUUGUUAGGCAAGCAUAUCUUCUGUAGGCAAACUGGUAGGUAGAUAAACAAUGUGCAUUUCUUAAGCAAAUGAAUAGACAGGGUGUGAGUUUUUAGGAUAAUUUUGAACAACACUUACGGCUUUCUGGCUUAUUUCAAAAGUUUUUCAACUUUGAAAACACAUCUUGAAGUACACCUUUUAUUGUUUUUUAAAAAAUUUACAUUUAGACUUUUUUUCCAAAGGCUCUCUUGACCUGCUAUAAGCUUUAUGAAGAUGUUGGCAUUUUCUUACUUGAUUUUCAGCAUCAUUGGAGUUUGAAUUUAAAUAUGAAUUGACUGCAAGUGUCAGCAAUUGAAAAUAAAUAAUAUUCACAGAUGAAGUGCUAAAUGAUUUGAGCUUACUAAUGGUAGAGCAGCAAUUGCAGAGAUUCUCAUCUGCCAAGUGGUUGUGAAAUAGACUGUUCUAUAUGUACACUGUAUCUCUCUAUUCCCGGUGCUUCUAAGAGUAUAUUUGAUAGACUAAACUUGUCUAUACUCAUACAGUGACUGUGACUGCACCAUACCCCAAAAUAUCUGUGAAUAAUCUAUUCCAUAUUUGCUGUAAGUAAUGUGCCCCUGUUUUAGUAUCUAUUGUGGAUUACUACUUUGUAUGCUUUCCAAUUAGUCAGAUUUGGUGUACUCUCCACCUAGAUGCCUGUGGUGGUUAAUUCUUUAUCAUGUUUGAUUGGGGCAUUUUGCAAAUGGUUCAUAAAUCAAGCUCUUGGAUAAACAUAAAAAGGGCAAAUGUAUACAAUAUGUAAAAAUCAAGAAUUUGCCUAGGCCUUGUAAUUGUGAACAUCAAUGUAUAAGAAAACAUUAGAUAAUAUGCUUUUAUGAUUUCUCUCAACCUCUUUCCAUUACUGAUUCCCUGUGAUACAUGAGUUUCAUUUAACCUACUUGUUUGUUUCUUGCUUUCUAUAUCCAGCUGUUCAGAAAAUGUAUUAUGCACCAACAGUAUGUGAAAGCUUAGCAGUUAUACAUGUUCACUUCACAGUGGGAUAUUUAGUUGUUCCUUUGAAAAGUCCAGUUCAACACAUGUAGGUGUUUCAUAGAUGUAUUUUUCUCCACUGAGAAAGGAGAUUUUGCUUCUGUAAAAACUAUAGGUAUUUCAAAAUGAAAAUUUAUCAAUUCUGAACUGUUUUCCAAAUGUUACAAAGUUGCAUUUACUCUAUUUGUUCUUUAAUGCAAUGUGUAAUUACCAAAUUAAUAAUCUGCAUGAAAUGAGUAGUACAUGUUUAAGUGGCCAAUUGUACUUUUUACUAUUUUAUUUUUCACAGAAAUCUAGAUUAAUUCAAAUAGAAUGUUCAGUGGUAUUUUUAAACUAAUAGUUCUGUAUUGAGCAUGCCAGUUCUGAAAAUAUAACAUGGGUCUCUCUGCUUCCUUUAUUUACAAUGAUUAAACGUGGGUAGCAAUUUGAGUUGGCUGGCCACAAUGUAUCCUUUCACUACUAGUAGGUACUCAAAAACAGAGCAUUCACACUUGUGCUGGGGAACUUGACAAGAAACCUUUUCUACCAUUUUCAGGAACUAAUGUGUACUCUAUCUAUAAAAAUUUAUUUCUAGAUGGCAAUUCAAAAUUUAAUUUUCAUAUGAGAUUUUUGAAAGAUAAAACCUAUAAGGGUAUAAUAAGUAUUUAGUCUAGAACAUAAUGUAUUCUUCCAGUUGCUUCUACAGUGAGGAAAUUUAUUUUUCUUUUCAGCAUUUCACUGAAAUGGAUUUUGGAAAUCUAUGAAGACCCUUUGUACAACUAGUUCUAAGACAAUUAUAACGAAUUUAUUGUUAUGUGAUUGUGUAAACACACAUUUAAAAACUGACUUUUUAAGGGGAAACACCCUGAAAACAUCAUAAAAGAUGGCACAAAUGAGAAAUGCAUAAACUCAAUGAAUACAUAGCAAAAGAAAACUGCACUGAGAACAAACAAUGCUCAAGGAGAUGGACAAUGUAAACAUGGGUUUCAUUUUGCAAAAUAUGAAAUCUGGCAGUUUUGAAAAUGUAUGGGCUCCAAUCUAACCAUGGAGACUUUGAAAUGUAUCUGGAUGUUCCCUGAAAAGAUGUCUUUCUUCACUGCCUCUAAGCCUUAAUUGAAUUAGAUCCAAAUCUGUUCUGUUUUCAAACACUCAUUCAAAAAUAUGAACACAGAGAAACUUU